This is a messenger RNA of Bicyclus anynana (squinting bush brown), 7660 nucleotides long. Its product is annotated as modifier of mdg4-like. Lineage: Eukaryota; Metazoa; Arthropoda; Insecta; Lepidoptera; Nymphalidae. The record is from RefSeq and is a predicted model, not a curated record. The transcript has 5 exons. The coding region runs from base 4576 to 5442 and encodes 288 amino acids. Gene Ontology annotation, biological process: regulation of transcription by RNA polymerase II. Gene Ontology annotation, cellular component: nucleus. Gene Ontology annotation, molecular function: protein binding.
UGUAUGCUUACUUUUAGGCUAGAUAGUGAUGUGUAUUGUUUAAGCUAUUCUGAUGUAUAUUUAUUUAUAUUUAUAUUUAUUUAUUUUUAGCUAUACCUACUUAUAAUAAUACUGUAUAACAGGUCAAAUUCUGUACAUUUUUAAGAAAUUAAAUAUCACGUGUCUCAAACGGUGAGGGAAAAACAUCGCGAGGCAACCUGCACACCUGAGAAUUUUCUUAAUUCUCUGCAAGAACGCAAGCGAAGCCAAUCCUACUAAUAUUAUAAACGCGAAAGUUUGUAUGGAUGUUUGUAUGAAUGUUUUUUUGGUGUUUGUUACUCUUUAACGCCGCAACUACUGAACCGACUUGGCUGAAAUUUGGAAUGGAAAUAGAUUUUUUUUUUUAUUCUUUACAAGUUAGCCCUUGACUACAAUCUCACCUGAUGGUAAGUGAUGAUGCAGUCUAAGAUGGAAACGGGCUAACUUGUUAAGAGGAGAAUGAAAAUCCACACUCCUUUCGGUUUCUACACGACAUCGUACCGAAACGCUAAAUCGCUUGGCGGUACGUUUUUGUCGGUAUGGUGGUAACUAGCUACGGCCUAAGCCUCCCACCAGCCAGACCUAGACCAAUUAAGAAAACCUCAAUCAGCCCAGCUGGGGAUCGAACACUGGACCUCCGUCUUGUAAAUCCACCGCGCAUUCCACUGCGCCACGGAGGUCGUCAAAAUCGUCGAUUUCACUCUCCAGAGUAGAGUGUGUUAAUCCAUUAACACAUAGACUACUUUUCAUCCUGGAAAAUCCAUAGUUCCCAAGGGAUUUCCCAAAAACUCAAUUUCAUGCGGGCGAAGUCGCGAAGCCUUAUAUUUUUAACUAACUUUACUUACUGGUCAACUUUUUUCUAUUUCAAUUAUAAAAAAAACUAAAUGUCUUUGAAGAAACCGCUGUAUCAGAUAAAGCUUUGCCAGAGAGUAGAGAUACUAUCAGGAUUGUUCGCAGCGGUCGCAAGACGCCUCGUUCAGUGUUGCCAGUAUGUGGUGCGAUAUUUUCCAACGAUUUCGUAGAGCCCAGGCAUAAAGAGCAACUAAAAGUAACUAUUCAGCGAAGUGAAGUCAAGUCAAGUCAAGUCAAAAUUCAUCUAUUUCAAAUAGGCUUAGUUUACAAGCUCUUUCGAAACGUCAGGUAAUAAUAUUAAAUUUAAGGUAAUGGUGAUAAUAAUUAUUCGAAAACUUAAAAUUAAAGUUACGAGGGUUCCAAACGCGCCUUGGUCCGAAAAGAGCCCACAACAAACUUAGCCAGGUUUAUCCUUUUUUAGUUUAUCACCAUUUAACAAUAUAAUAUAAGUAUAUAAGUAGCCUGUCAUGUAAUACAUUUCAUUUCCAAGCAAUUUGUCGUUUACGUAAUCAUUGACACUUACGACUUUUCUAUAAGCUUAAGUUUUCAUUAAACUAUUGAGAUACUCCGCACCACGAAAAAAGUCCCAUAGACGGCGCUUUUGACGCGCAUUGUCAUUUGGUAAUGGCGGUCUUGUCAUUUGUUUAAGGCGCUGUCAAUUUUAGUUCAGGUUUUAGUCGCGGGACUUCUUUCGUGGCGCGGAGUCUAGUAUUAAUUCCUCGAACAGUGCUUUUGGAUAAAUAAUUGUGUUUUACGUUAACGCGCAGUCCGUGAAUAGUCACUUAACAUCAGGUGCAAGUGCAGUCAAGCGUUAAGUUUCGUGGAAAAAUUUCGUGCAAUAAAUGUUUUUGUCAAGUGAACUCUUUAUAAAAUACUAGUUGACGCCGCGCGGUUUCACCCGCGUGGUAUAAGGCUGUAGGUUAUUAUCCCCGUAUUCCUACUGGAACGGUAAAUAGCCUAUAGCCUUCCUCGAAUAAUGGGCUAUCUAACACUGAAAUAUUUUUUCAAAUCGGACCAGUAGUUCCUGUGAUUAGCGCAUUCAAUCAAACAAACAAACUCUUCAUCUUUAUAAUAUUAGUAUAGAUUUAAAUUGUUACUUUUAAGAUAAAAACAUUGACGAGCGAUAAGGCUAAGCGAUAAGGCCGCCUUUUUUAUUCUACUUUUUCUUAUGUUUAUGUUUUGCUUGUUUUCUUUUAUUUAUUGUGGUGUACAAACAAAGAGUAUUAAAUAAAUAAAAUAAAUAAAUAAAUUUUUGUUACUCGUGAAAUAAAAACGACUGACAACACGGUUAAUUUUUUAAUACAUUAAGGUUUAUUUUCAUCCAAAUCGAUGUAGCUGGUAGUCGUGAGUCCAAUAAGUUCCGACACGUUUGCCCACGCGUGGGCAUCUAUCACGGUCAUCAGUUCGGACUGUAUGUAUGCCACUUGCACUAGAAAAUGAAAACACCCAUUCUUCAUUAUCAGCCUCCGUGGCGCAGUGGUAUGCGCGAUAGGAUUUACAAUUCGGAAGUCCUGGGUUCGAUCCCCGGCUGGGCCGAUUGUGGUUUUCUUAAUCGGUCCAGGUCUGGCUGGUGGAAGGCCGUGGCUAGUUACCACCCUACCGACAAAGACCUACCGCUAAGCAAUUUAGCGUUCCGGUACGAUGUCGAUUAGAAACCGAAAGGGGUGUAGAUUUUCACCCAACAAGGUCUAACUUGUAAUGAAUAAAAAAAUAAAGCCUAUUUUAACGGCCCACUACUGAGCGGAGCCUUCUUUCUUUAUAGGAGAGAGGAUAUGAAGCUUAGACCCACCCUGCUGUUAUAAAGUGGGUAGGCGGGCUUAGCGUGAUAAUGACUCAUUAUCGACCACUAUCAGAUGCGGGGCUGACGGAUUAACGUGUUCGCCGAGGCACGGGGUGUAACUUAGCCAACUUCCCAGCUGUUAAGUCAACUGAAAAAUUCUUAGAACUCAGUAUCCAGAUUUCGAACCCAGGACCUCGUAACCCGAAACUACAAAAUCGACCACUGGACCAGGGAGGCAUUAUGGUAGUUCACUCAUAUCAAAUAUAAUAUAGACAAUAUGAAUUUCGAAUCGUAGAUGGUAUAAGGGUCCGAAAUAUAUCAAUAUCAAUUAAUAAAAGUUAAGGAUUUCAUAAAAAAAACAUAAUCUAUAAAUCAUGUAUUUUUUAAAAUUUUCCAAACGUCAAAAACGCUGUUGUCCAUUUUGUGACGUCACAGUGUAGUGCACUUCAUGUACUAAACAUCUAAAAUAAAAAAUGAAGUAUUAAUUAAUAUUUUUACUUAAUUUUGUCGUUUUGUCAAAUAAAUAUUUAAAAAUUGAAAUUUCCAUGUCACGUCUCAAAAAAAUAUGAUAAAUUAUUAUUUCAAUCUAGUAGAACGUUAAUGAACAAUUUAAGACCGUUAAAAAAAAGUGUCAACUGGCCUAUUCUAACCCAUUUUUAUUUCGCUCUAAAUACGUGAAAUUAACAAUAUUGUGGUAAAUACUCCCGAUGGUUACCACUUAAUUCUAUAGUUUUACUUUUAUAAUAAAAUCUGAAUUUCACGGGGACAAAAACGCAGGCGUCCGCUAAUUAUUUUGUUACCUCUCAUUUCAUUGAGAUUGUCGUGAAUUUUCCUUAAAUCUUGCAACUUCGCUUCUAUCUCUCGAAUCAUAUCAGUAACCUCUUUAUCGUCCAUAUUAAAUGCUUAGAAAUCUACAAGAAUAACUAAUUCAGGAAAUCAGGGUCUAAAGUGCUCAGAAUAAUAUUAACUGUUAUUCUCUUAUAGUAAUAUUUAGGUAUGAUACUCAAGCACGCCUUCGUGUAAUUUUUUUAACAAUAUUAUUAUUUAAAAUCGGCAAAGAUCGGUAAUCAUACAGCUUAUGUCAUGUAAGAAUUAUGCUAAGAAAACGCAUAGUUUUGUAUGAAUAUAAUCUGUGCAAAGCCAAAAAGAAGAUAAAAAAAAUGUGUGAAUAUUAAUUUUUUUUUGUUUUUUUAAUACUUUUAGCAAUUAUAAUAUUAUCUAUUAUUAUUAAACCAAAAUCAAGUUCUAAGUAUUAGAGUGUGUUACUAAAAAUCAAUAAAGAUACAGCCUCGUCAUUAAAAAAAUAAAAUGUUAUUCAAGAAAAAUUAAAACAAGAUCUAUUUAAUUUGACGUGAAUGCUUCAAAUAAGAACAAAAAUUUAAAAUUAAAAAUUACACGUGGUCAAGAAUUUGUCGAAGUUAAUGAGUACGAAACAAUAUAAAUUGUAUUUAACACAAAUUUCGACAAAAGAAUAUAUAAAAUUUAAAUUUGUUGCGCGUUGUUUGAUCUGCCUAUCCACCCGUGCUGUAAACAGAGCAUCAAAAUAAAACAACAGCUCAGCAUUUUUUUAAACGGAACUAGGUCAACGAAACUGCAAUUACCAGCAAACAGCCCAAAAGUCAAUCAAAAAUCGUAUUUAAUCUGCAUCCCAAUAAAUCAGUUCGUAGAACAAUGGUGCCAAUCAUUGCGUUACUAAAUCUGUUUUUGGAUUGGUUUUGGUAUGCGGCGUCACUGAGUGAAUGUCAUUGGAUUUAUAAAUACAAUCAGCUCCAGAAAUAGGUGGCUACAGGUUUUCCAGGCGUGCCGACCAAAAUAAAAUAGCCUGGAUUCGGUUAACAAUAAUAUUGUCUUAUUGUCUGCCGUGCGUUCGCGCUUAGCGCAUUAUAUUCUAUAUUUCGUUGUAAAACGUUAUUUUUUUAUCAAUCAUGGACGACGAUGACACACAACAGUUUUCUUUACGCUGGCACAACCACCAGACGAGUGUUGUCGGCGCUCUGGGUCGGAUGCUGGCGACGGGCGCGUUGAGUGACGUCACACUGAGUGCGAGCGGCGCCUCGCUUCGUGCUCAUAGACUCGUGCUGGCAGCUUGCAGUCAGUACUUUGCGCAACUGUUUAAGGAAAUAGACACAGACAACAACACCGUAGUGGUGGUGCUGGGUUGCGAUGCGGCGGAGCUACGGCUACUGCUCACGUUCAUGUACACCGGCGAGGUGACUGCGUCGAGAGAGUGUCUGCCCGCUCUGCUGCGGCUCGCUCACACGCUACAAGUGUCCGGUCUGACAGACGCUGAUACGAACCCAAAUCUACCUCAAAACAUGCCGGAACAAAAUGAACCAGAAUCGCCAAUCAAAUUGGAAAAAUCAAACGUUUCCCCAAAUUGUUUAAAUGAAAUUAUCGAUCCAGAAAUUAACAGACCGUUGCGUGAAACACACGAAGAGACAGAAUUUCUUAAUGAAUUAGCGAGUAGAAACGAAAAGGAUAAAUUGAGCAAACUGGAUCAAAUAGUGCAGAAUUUGUACACAACUCACCGAGUGGGGAAUUUCAUGUCGACAGUGACAACACCGAGCUUACCGCCGGUACCUAGUUUAGGAGAGCCCCCGGACGCGGCGCGGUGGCGCGCGGGCGGCUCGGUGUGCCCCGUGUGCGGCAAGCGGCUGAGCAACCAGUACAACCUGCGCGUGCACCUGGAGACGCACGCCGGCCGCCGCCACGCGUGCCGCGCCUGCAGCCACGUGUCGCGCUCGCGGGACGCGCUGCGCAAGCACGUGGCCUACCGACACCACCACGCGUGACCGCUGCCUGCAGCCACGUGUCGUACCGGCACCACAACGUGUGACCGCUGCGUGCAGCCACGUGUCGUACCGGCACCACAACGUGUGACCUCCGAUGUUCACUAAAGACUGCGUCAUAAAAUCAUAAUCGGUCCUAGUUAUAUUCAUUCAGUCCAGAUUACCGAGCAUUGAAAUUUAGAUUAAAAGGGACGGGACGCUGGACAAAAGUGAUAACUUAAACAAAUUGCUGUAAAUAAUUGAAUGUAAUAUUAAUUAUUGAAUUUAAUUAAGAAUCCUCUGUUGUCGGAGAGGUGUGAAGAACAUUUAAGACAGCAGUAACAUACUGACUUUUAAAAUAGUCUGUGGUCGUAUUAUCACUCCGAAGUUCGCUCUGUCAAGUGCAAGUGUCAAAGGCGCCAACGUCAGCUGUAACGCAUUACGUCACCAAGCAGUUUACCCUCACUUCAUAAGUGUUCAAUUCUGUUGAUAAAAGAGAAACCCGGUUUACAGGUACUUCUUUACGGACGCUUGGCUUGGGAGUAAGUUGGUGAAAAUUCAUCCAAUCCAUCUACAGGCAUAGCAACACUGUAUUUGUUAUUUUAAACUACCAAUAGAUGGCGUUAUUAGACAACUUUGAAACAAUCCCUUUUUGUACGUCAUAAACCUCUUGCAGUCAUGUAUUAUGUAGACGUAUUUACAGCACACUCGUUAAUUUUGUUAUAAUUUAACUCAAAAAGUACUCAACCGAUUUUAAAAAUUCUUUCACCAUCAGAAAGCCAAGGUGUCACCGAGUAACAUAGACAAUAUUUUAUCCCCGUAUUCCCAAGGGAAUCAUCAUCCCCUGUGGGGGUUAAAGUUAAAAAAGUGGUGUAAAUAAGUUAUCUCAGACAGUGGCAUUACCUCAAUUGUUUAAUAUUAAAUUAUGUGUAGGAAUGUUUCCUUAUAUGUUUGUUCUGUUACCCAAAUGUUGAAAACUUACUAUUUAAAUAUAAAAUAGGUGCCUUCAAAAAUAAACUAAAACCUUUGUAGAGGCGAAUUUAAUUUUAAAGGCAUCUAUUUUAAAAAACACCUAAUUAUUAUAAAAUUUAAUUUUUAUUUAAUUAAUAAGUACAAUAUUCUAGUCAUAUAUUAUUUUUAAGAUUUCAAAACGAAAAGACAAAAGCAAAUAAAAGACUUGAUUUGAAUAACAAACUUUUUGGUUUUGUUUUUUAUUUUAUUUUAGCAAACGGCCGCGACACUAUUCGCGUAAAGUUCUGAUUUUUACAAAUCUCGCGGGAACCAUGGAUUUUCCGGAUCAAAUUUCAUCCGACCCGGUUUAAAAUGUAACUCACAGACAUACUAUCGCAUUUAUAAAAUUAGUAUGAAUCCCUUUAGUAAGUAAAAUCGACUGAUCUAUGCCUAAAAGGUAGUCUGUUUUUGUAGUCGGGUAGUCAAUAAAACUACAAAAUACAAGUGUACACAAUGUAUUUAUCUCUUAAACGACUAUCAUUUUAGUAGAAACCAUGUAAAAAAAGUAAUCCACAAAAUCCAUUAGAAAAAUUAGGUCGUACAAAAAUACUGACUCCGAAGUUACAAUGUUGUUCUUAGCGCACUACGAAUUGAGUGACAAGCAUAAGAAUAACUAAAAAUUAUUGAUUUUUUACAGUAUAAUAGUUAAAGGCAACUAGCCACGACCGAAGCCUGCAUUGUAAUAUGAUAUAUGUUGAUGUGUAAUAAAUACCUAUUGGACUUAUGAUUUAAAAAAAAAUCUACAAAUAAAUAAAAAUUCUCUACUUUCACAUGAUUUUGGAUGUAGUAGUAAUACAACAAGCAUAAAGGUGUUUGUGUGUGUGUAAACUAAAGGAACGUCAGCAUAACAGAAAACGAUUGUUUACUUUAAUACAAGGAGUGUGACAUCGAAACCAGUGUACCUACCAAAACACCGUUGCUUAGCAACCACUGAUAAAUAAUAAUAUAUGUUUCUGUUUUGUUGACUCUUCAGUUACACACCCAAACGCGCCUGACUGUACUUUACCACCUCAAACACAACCUAUUGUAAAUAUGACUCAGUUACUCUUAUUUAUAGUUAUUCUUAUGCUUUAGAGUUAUAGUAAUAGGACAAGCUUAAAUGCGUUUCACACAAUAGCCACAGACUAAAGAUAAAAGAUAGAUGGGCACUUGUAUUCAUAAAAAUAAAGUUUUACUUUUCCAGUUUCGACACAAAAAAAAUAGAAGAAAAUAUUAUUUAUUAUAUUUAUUA